Molecule: messenger RNA, 318 nt
Organism: Linum trigynum
Lineage: Eukaryota; Viridiplantae; Streptophyta; Magnoliopsida; Malpighiales; Linaceae
Source: the annotation of a GenBank genome assembly
AUGCAGGAGCCUGUGCAGCAGUGGAGAGUUAAGGAAGCUGACUUGUUGGGCACUGUGCAGACUGUUGUUAUAGAUUGUGGUCAAGCGGGGUUGGCAACUGAGGGAAGUGAUGCAGGUGAAAUUAAAGGAAGUGGAGUGGAUCAAAAUGCUGCAGAGAUUCAGGGUGUUGGAGAGGUAGAUAUGGUGAAUGGAGAUGGAGGGGAGGUACAGGCUGCAGAAGCAGUUACUGCAAAUGGUGGACAGCUGGACUUAGUGGUUGAGGGGCAGGUAGCUGGGGGAGGUAUAGAGGUAGGAAAAUAUACUGUGAUGGAAGCUUAG